Messenger RNA from Humulus lupulus (European hop), 942 nucleotides. RefSeq lists its product as uncharacterized. Bases 16 to 759 code for a protein of 247 amino acids. The record is from RefSeq and is a predicted model, not a curated record. NCBI's taxonomy places the organism in Eukaryota, Viridiplantae, Streptophyta, Magnoliopsida, Rosales, Cannabaceae. The transcript is spliced from 2 exons.
UCAAAAAACACAGCAAUGGCAAGUACUGGUUCAAAAGUUAUCACACUCAAGCUUCUGAUCGAUUCUAAGGGAAAAAGGGUCCUAUUUGCCGAAGCAGGAAAGGACUUCACAGAUUUCCUCUUCUCUCUUCUAUCCAUGCCAGUUGGUACUGUAACAAGGCUUCUGUCCACCAAGGGCAUGGUGGGUACCUUAGGCAAACUCUACCAAAGCUUAGAAAAUCUAAGCGAAACUUACAUGCAGUCUAAUGUGAGCAAGGAUACCCUUCUCAAACCCCAGUCUUCAGUCCUUCGAGGUUCUGCUUCUGCAACCCUUCUCUCAUUGACCAAUGAUGAUAAUGUAAAACAGCUCUACUCUUGUGGUAGUACAUUUGGUACUAAUUAUUAUUCAUCGAGUACAUGUCCUUGUCAUAAUGAGUAUGUAUCCGAUGACCCAAAAGCCAAAUGCCCUGGUUGUAAUAAUUUGAUCAAUAAGGUGCUGACUUACGUGCCUCCCCAAGCUGGUACACAAGUGGGGUCAGCUGCGGCUGAUCAGGAAGGUGGAUUCGUGAAAGGAGUGGUUACUUAUAUGAUAAUGGACGAUCUGGAGGUGAAGCCUAUGUCAACCAUCUCUAGCAUAGCUGUGCUCAACACCUUCAAUGUUAAGGAGGUUGGUGCUCUUGAGGAGAAGACUGUAUCAGUUGGUAUUAAUGAGGGACUGAGUUUGCUCAAGGCAUCACUGCAGACUAAAACAGUUCUUACUCAAGUUUUCUUGGGGAAGUAGAGGAAGGAAACCAGUUGAUAAUGAUGUUCUCUAGCUGAAGUCUUGAAUUUGUGUUUUAUUUCCUUCAGUUAUAGAAUGGUUUGUGCAAUGUUUCAUGUUUGUUCUUUUUCUUGUUUUUCUGUUAUAAGAUGUUUUGUUCGAGAAUUUGAUGAAGGUUGAAAGUGGAGUCGAAAUUUAAGGUCA